ACUUUGACAGUGUUGUUGAAGGAGAAGAAGAAAGGCCAGAUAUGGCGGCCUACAUGAGAAGCGUGAUAAUUCUGCUCUCCACGGAGCGAAACGCGUUGCUGAGGAGAGGUUGCGACUACACAGUGGUAUCAAGGCGGUAUGUGAGGGGGCUGAGGAGGACACCCGUCAAGGUGUUGUUUCCCGACAGCAACAGGGAGACCGUGGCUCCUCCAAAGGGGUCUGAGGGUCGGAAGGAACCGAAGCCCGCUCCUCCAAAAGCUCCUGGGAUGAAGAGGACCUUCAGUCCUCCAGCAGCGAUCAUGAUCCCGAGCCAUGCGUCUGUGCCUGCAUCGGAGCAAUCAAACAUCACCUUUUCCAAAGACCGAAUCGGAGGACUUCGUUUCGAAACAGCCUUCCCCGGAGACAAAAGACUGGCGAGGGUGGUGAGUAUCGCCCGCUCUCGGACGUUCCGGGAGCACCAGGGUAAGAUCCUUCUGGAGGGGAAGCGUCUGAUCUGCGACGCCCUGGAGGCCGGAGCCCACCCCCAGAUGGUGUUCUUCAGCCGGGUGGAGAAGCUGUGUGAGCUGCCCCUGGACAAGCUGAAGAGAGCCACUCUGGUUAAAGUCAAGUUUGAGGAGAUCAAGAUCUGGUCCGAACUUGUGGCUCCUCAGGGGGUGAUGGCCAUAUUCUCCCGCCCCGACCCGGAGAAGAUGAGCUUCCCGAAGGCCCGCCCCACCGUGCCGCUGUCCCUGAUCUGUGACAACAUCCGGGACCCCGGCAACAUGGGCACCAUCCUGCGCUCGGCCGCCGCCGCCGGCUGCCGGGACAUCCUGCUCACCAAGGGCUGCGUGGACCCCUGGGAGCCGAAGGUCUUGCGUGCGGCGAUGGGCGCCCACUUCCGCCUCCCCGUCCACUGCAGCCUGGACUGGAAGGACAUCAGAGCUCGCCUCCCGGAGCACACCUCCGUCCACGUGGCCGACAACUACUGUGGCCCCGCGAGCGCAGAAGAAGAAGAGGUAACGGAGCAUCGUCACGCAGAGGUCAGAGGUCAACCUACCGGAGCCCUGAAGGGGGACUACGGUUGGGUGAGCACGCGGCGUGGACGGGGGAACCCCGACCACGCCGCGUACGACUCGGACUCGGACUCGGACGACGAGACGGCCCCGGGGCUCCAGCUGCCCCGGGUCGACGCCCUGCUCUACCACGAGGGGUGGGGCCGGGGGCCGGCCGCGCUGGUGGUGGGCGGGGAGACCCACGGCCUGAGCCUGGAGUCGGUGGGGCUGGCGGCGGAGACGGGGGGCCGGCGGCUGCGGAUCCCCAUGGUGCCCGGCGUGGACAGCCUGAACUCGGCCAUGGCGGCCAGCAUCCUCCUCUUCGAGGGACGGAGGCAGAUGUUGGACUCGGUGGAGACAUCCGCAAGGAAAGGGAAGGCGGAGAGGCGGCUGAUAUGAGUGCGUUUGUGUUUGAAUGAGGAGUUUGUUUGUGAUGAUUCAUGAGACGUUUUGCCCGUUUACAGUUGGUUUGUGGUGUGUUGGCCUGUACUGCUGAAGGAUCUUCGAGGGCUGAAAGUUUUGAUUUGUAGGGAGAGGGACUGCAUCAAUCAAGAUGUCUUCUGCCACAGGCUCUGAGGUCGUUUUUGUACUGCGAUUGGUUGUCUAGUGAUUUAUAUAUGAAGUUAGCCUAAACUGUAAAUAAAAUAUAUAACUCCAUGCGAA
Messenger RNA from Gadus morhua (Atlantic cod), 1694 nucleotides. RefSeq names its product mitochondrial rRNA methyltransferase 3a (gene mrm3a). Gene Ontology annotation, molecular function: RNA binding; RNA methyltransferase activity. The transcript has 4 exons. The coding region runs from base 42 to 1430 and encodes 462 amino acids. Lineage: Eukaryota; Metazoa; Chordata; Actinopteri; Gadiformes; Gadidae. The record is from RefSeq and is a predicted model, not a curated record. Gene Ontology annotation, biological process: RNA processing.